Molecule: messenger RNA, 1670 nt
Organism: Pteropus alecto (black flying fox)
Lineage: Eukaryota; Metazoa; Chordata; Mammalia; Chiroptera; Pteropodidae
Gene: NOB1
Product: NIN1 (RPN12) binding protein 1 homolog
Exons: 9
Coding region: 84-1340 (418 amino acids)
Biological process (GO): maturation of SSU-rRNA; ribosomal small subunit biogenesis
Cellular component (GO): preribosome, small subunit precursor
Molecular function (GO): RNA endonuclease activity
Source: RefSeq, a predicted model, not a curated record
UCCCGGCUUCAAAAGGCCGGGUUGGGUCGUAAGGGCGAGCGCAAGCUCCGUGCGCAUGCGUGCUCCGGCCUCGUUCAGCCAAGAUGGCGCUGGUGGAGCACGUUGUUGCGGAUGCCGGUGCUUUCCUGCGGGACGCCGCUCUACAGGACAUCGGGAAGAACAUCUACACCAUCCGGGAUGUGGUCAGCGAGAUUCGGGACAAGGCCACUCGUAGGCGACUCGCUGUUCUGCCCUACGAGCUGCGUUUCAAGGAGCCCUUCCCGGAAUACGUGCGGCUGGGUGAGGACCUCUGCCUUGUGACUGAGUUUUCAAAAAAAACUGGAGACUAUCCCAGCCUCUCUGCCACAGAUAUCCAAGUACUGGCACUUACCUACCAGCUGGAAGCAGAGUUUGUUGGAGUGUCACACCUAAAACAAGAACCGGAAAAGGUUAAAGUGAGCUCAUCAAUUCAGCACCCAGAAACUCCUCUACACAUUUCUGGUUUCCAUCUGCCCUCGAAGCCUAAACUCCCACGAGAAACAGUAGAACAUGGACACCCAGCCAAUGAGCCUGAGGACCUAGAAUUCAGUUCCUUCAUGUUCUGGAGAAAUCCUUUGCCAAAUAUUGACUAUGAUCUGCAGGAGCUGAUGACUGGCAGAAGUGAGAAUGUUCCGAGUGAGGAAGACAAGGAAGAGAACAGAUUUGAAGAAAGGAAGGAUGAAGGUAGUGAUGACGAUGGGGGGUGGAUAACUCCUAGCAACAUCAAACAGAUCCAGCGGGAGUUAGAACAGUGCACCAUCCCAAAGGACGUGCGGGUCGGCUGUGUGACUACAGACUUUGCCAUGCAGAAUGUCCUGCUUCAGAUGGGGCUGCAUGUGCUGGCAGUGAAUGGUAUGCUGAUCCGUGAGGCCCGGAGCUACAUCUUGCGCUGCCAUGGCUGUUUCAAGACAACAUCUGACAUGAGCCGAGUGUUCUGUUCACAUUGUGGAAACAAGACCUUAAAGAAAGUGUCUGUGACUGUCAGCGAUGACGGAAGCCUGCACAUGCACUUCUCCCGCAACCCGAAGGUGCUGAACCCUCGGGGCCUCCGGUAUUCACUUCCUUCUCCCAAAGGGGGCAAAUACGCCAUCAACCCCCAUCUGACCGAGGACCAGCGCUUCCCACAGCUGCGACUCUCACGCAAGGCCAGGCAGAAGACUGAUGUGUUCGCUCCUGACUACGUAGCUGGGGUAUCUCCCUUUGCAGAGAAUGACAUCUCCAGCCGGUCAGCUACCCUGCAGAUCCGAGACAACACCUUGGGAGCCGGGAGGAGACGGUUAAAUCCCAAUGCUUCCAGAAGGAAAUUUGUGAAGCAAAGGUGAAAUGCAAGGUCCACAGGAACUAGGUGGCUGCCACAGCUGCUAGUGACUUAGGGUGUCUCCUUUCCCCAGCCGUGCUGGCUCCAGAGGUGUCUGCAUGGGAAGAAUACGCCCAGCUUCUGUGCGCUGCUCCGUGGCUCCUGCGGGGGUCACGUUGGGUUGGAGGUUGAACGUGUCAUGCAUCGGCCUCAGCACACCCAGGGAGCUGGGGUUCUUGCCACGAGGGGCAGAAUUUGAUAAAAACAGAACAGCACCCUGGAGCAAGUCUUUGACCUUGAAAGAAGGGAACUUCCAAGGGAUAAUAUUUUUCUAAUAAAUGUGGUUGCAAGCUUC